AUGCAAUAGGUUAAUGCCCAGUCUUGUAUGUGCAAUUAGACAUAUCCAGAUGGAUGUUUGAUAAAUUAAAAUUGCACAUUAGUCAUAUCCCAUUCAAACAGCACAUGGAAUGCAGUAGACGAGCUUUUAAUAGAGAAUUGCAAUGUGACGAUAUGUCUAGAAAAAUUAGUGGGUAAAGCGAUAUUGAAUUUCAGCUAAUUAACAAUCAACAAUGCAAAUAUAAUAUAAGAUGACGCUUGUUAUUCCAUAUUAUCUUAAUAAUUAAUCUUCUUGGGAAAUUAAACUAUUAUUUCAUCUUCUAACAUAUUGCUUUAUGGGAAUAUACAAUUUUAAUUCAUUACUACUAAUAUGAGUAUAAGCCAUGCAAAUCUAUUGUCAAACAGUUUAAAUCUCUGUACAGAUUACUUGUAGGUCAGCAAUUCAACCAUUAGAACUCUAAUGUAAAACAAAUCAUAAUGCUCAUGCUUAAGUAAUCAAAAUUGUUCUAAUCAGAUGUAUAUCAAAACCAUUUUUAGCUUUGUGGGCUAUAUCACUCAGAACUAUACUAACUUAUCUUCGUAAUAUAUUGAGUAGUAGUGGAUUUCACAGUUUCAAUGCAGUUUUUUCAGUCCAAAGACACUGACUUACUUCACCUCAUUAAUUUCAGUCAAAAAUCACUUUAGUUUGGCAUAACAUUCAAAAAUCAAAGGGUUCUAUGUUGGAAUCUAUGCCUAUAGUUUAGAAAUUGAUCGAACUAGUUAGAUUUUGACUGAUGGAAUGGGAUACUCCACCAAUGAGGGAUAUGGUUGUGGAUACACUGAUAAAAUAAUAGGAUUGAGAUAGUAAUGUGGAGGUACUGGAGGAAGUCAUGGAGGAAUGGGAGGGUUCUCAAUAAGUCCAAAGUCUAAUUACAAUUAAUUGUGCUUACAACUACAGAGCAAGCAGAUUUAUGAUUACUCAUUCAAUCCAGUAUUACCAGGAAGUGGUGGAGGUGGAGUAACAUAUGGAAAUUAGUUUUAUAAAUUUGAAAGUUAAGGGCAAGGAGGAGGAGUCAUGCAUUUAGAAGUGUUGAAUUUAUAUAAUGAUGGGAUAAUAAGUUCAAAUGGAUCUGCAUAUAUCCAGGAACCAUUUUUCGGGAGUGGAAGUGGAGGUUCGAUUUAGAUUAGAAUAAUCUAUUUCAGUGGACAAGGAUUAGUAACUGCCGAUGGCGGUGGUUCUUAAUCUGGUAAUGAUUUUGAUACGGAUUAGUUUGCCAGAUAGAAAUUUUAUUAGACAUACCAAAUCUAUGGAGGAUUUGGAGGAGGAGGAAGAAUCAGAUUGUUCUUCUUCAACAUUACAGAAAUGAUUAAUAGUUCUUAUUAUAACAAUUGCAACAGUAUUAUGCAAACCAAUCCUGGUGGUUUAUCAAUCCAGUAAAAAGAUAUACUUAAUAUGUCAAAUCAAGGUCUUAUUAAAUUUCAAGGUUCGAUUACGCCUACUGGAUGUCCUUAAGGUACAUAAGGUAUUUAUUGUUAAAAAUGUGGGAAAGGAUAUUAUAAAAUGCUUUUUGGACAAGCACCUUGUAAACCAUGUUUUAACACUAUAAAUAAAAACACUAGUUACUAAAUUGAGGGAGAAAACACACCUUUUUGUAAAGUUGUAUGCAAUGAUGGUAAAUAACCAAAAGAAGAUUAGUGUUUGACUGGAUUGGCAGAAUUCUCUCAAAAACUAGGAGGUCAAAAUGUCAUAUUUGCUCUGUUUGUUACUAUCAUUUUGCUAUUGAUUAAUAUUGCUAUUGUUUGGGCGAGCAGGGAUAAGAAUUCGAAGAAGUCAAGACAAUUUUAUGGAUCCUAUGAUGAAUCAAGCUUCCAGCAGAUGACUAAUUCUCUAUCUGAGUUAAAUAACAAAACUUACUUAAUUAGUCAGGAUCUCCAUUUUCAUGUGCGAAGAAUAUAUCUGGCAGGAUGCAAUACGUAUCAAAAUCCAUGGUAGAUUUAUUAAGAAACUUUGGUUGAUAGUGAUCUUAACCAAGGAGACAAUAAGGAAUUGUAAGUUCUCUUUGAAACAUUCAACUAAAAAGCAUUGUUUACUGUUUUUGAGAAAUACACUUUGAUAUUUUUCAAAUUCUAUUAUUAUCCUCUUUACAUUUGGAUUCUUCAAUUGAUCCAAAAAAACAAGUUCAAAACCCUAUCCAAAUUAUUUGUUAAAUAGGAGCAUCUUUAUAAUGGAUUGGAUUCUGAUAGAGAUAAGAUGAAACUCAAAUUCUCAUGUUCUAAAGAUAAGACCUUAGCAUUCAUUGAUAGACUCAAUUUAGCUUUGAAGAUUGUAGAACAGAGUAAUACUUUAGAAUUACCAAUCUACUUAGUAUUAAGUGGUUAUGGUACAUUCUCAUACCCAUUUUAAAUAAACAUUCAUGAUGCUCUCAUUAAGAGAUUAUGGUAGUAGUUUAGCUUUAACACAAAUGAGGAAAGCAUCAAUCUCUUUGAAAAGUUUGUUACUGAAUUCAACUAUUAUGCAGUCAAGAUAGAUUUCAGAUAAUCGCAAUCCUCAUUCAUUCAAAGAUUUCUUGAACUUGUUAAUUACACAAACCAAUAUAAUUAUGAAAUCUUUAGAUUGCAUCAUUUCAUAUAAGUUGAUAUUUGUAUCCAUAUAAUAGCCAUUUAACCCUGUUCAUAAAGUUAGGUAUAUUUACUUGGAAAUGCAAAUCAACGAGAACUAGAAUUUCUAUUAAAACAAAUUCAUGUUAUGAAGAAUUUACCUGAGGAAUUCACUAUCAAAUUAUCUAUUAUCUUUAAUAAUUAUAAUAAAGAAAGAAUUAUUAAUUUGGAGAGCUUUAAUAACUUGGCCUACAAUAUAAACGAAUAAUUGUAGAUCAUUGUUAAUAAGGACAAAGAUGAUCUGAAAAAUCAGAUUUAAUAGGAGAAGAAAAAGAUGCAAUCAAAAAUAAAUUGUUUUAAGAUGGAUGGAAUGAAACAAUAUAAACUGAAAGGAAUACAAGUAGUUAAAAGAUUCUUCACAUGGCUUUUUAGUCAGAUUACUCGAUAUCGAGAUAGCAGAGUCAAUUAGUAAUUCCUUAUUGCUGGAAUAUGCAUAACCCUUGCAAUCUAAUGGUGUUUUGUCAUUGCCUAUCCUGUACUCUUAUUUAUUGUGAAUGAUUUAGAAAGCGAUCAAAUAUUUGUGGCUGAAUUCAUCACUCAACUAGUGAUAUUUCCUGUAGCAUAGAUCAUUAGUUUGGUAAUUCUCUCGGCUUGGCUUCUAAAAUCAAGAAGAAAUUAUGGCAAAAUGUACCUUUUAUUCAAUUUAUGUGCCUUGGCAAGUUCAUUGAUUGAAUUCAUUUUUGGAUGCUAUGAUCUAUUCAACUUCAAUUCAAGUGCUGAAUUUAAUUUAUUUAAAUUAUUCCCUUUCUUUUUCAUUAUGCUUUCGUCACAUUUAGUUUGUCUACAAAUGAACUUUAACGAACUCAACAAAACCAAAUAUUUUGAAAUUUGA
Molecule: messenger RNA, 3447 nt
Organism: Paramecium tetraurelia
Lineage: Eukaryota; Ciliophora; Oligohymenophorea; Peniculida; Parameciidae
Exons: 3
Source: RefSeq, a predicted model, not a curated record